AUGGAAAUUACUUAUAAAAGCGCCGGUGAAGGUAUAUUCGUAUACUGCAUCGACACUGGCAUUGCGACGGACCAUCCCGAUUUCGAGGGCCGCGCUGAGUUUGGUGCCAGCUUCGUCGACGGGGAGGGAGAAGGCGACGGUAACGGCCAUGGCACUCACAGUGCUGGAACCAUUGGCUCUAAAACCUGGGGUGUUGCAAAGAAGACCAGAUUGAUUGCGGUCAAGGUGCUUGGCGCUAGCGGAUCUGGUUCUACAAGUAGUGUUAUCGAGGGAAUGCAAUGGGCUCUUCACGAUGCUACUGAUAAAAGACGUAUUGGGAGGUCAGUUGCCAACUUGUCCCUCGGAAAUUUUAACCUACUAGGCCUGCUGGGGGGAGCUUUAAACGACGCAGCCGCUGCCAUGGUCGCCGGCGGCAUGUUCCUCGCUGUAGCCGCUGGUAAUGAUGGCUUGCCUGCAUCCCUUUCAUCCCCCGCCUCUGAGCCGACCGUGUGCACCGUCGGAGCCACCGAUAAUAAGGAUGCGCGUGCUAAUUUCUCAAACUGGGGCAAUCUGGUCGAUGUCUUUGCCCCGGGCGUCGACGUUACAUCAACUUGGAACGACCUCGGCACCAACACCAUCUCCGGUACUUCGAUGGCCGCGCCUCAUGUCGCUGGCCUUGGUGCAUACCUUUUGGCUCUCGAGGGCGCCAUGGAUCCUAUCGCCCUCUGCAAACGUAUACAGAAGCUCGCCACACCGAAAGUUGUAUCUUUAGCUCUAUCACCUAAUAACCUCCUCGCUUUCAAUGGUGUCUCGCUAUAA
Molecule: messenger RNA, 798 nt
Organism: Xylaria bambusicola
Lineage: Eukaryota; Fungi; Ascomycota; Sordariomycetes; Xylariales; Xylariaceae
Product: peptidase S8/S53 domain-containing protein
Exons: 4
Coding region: 1-798 (265 amino acids)
Biological process (GO): proteolysis
Molecular function (GO): serine-type endopeptidase activity
Source: RefSeq, a predicted model, not a curated record